AUGGAGAGUGGUGAAGAUGAUCCUCCACCUGAAGUGGACCAAGCUCUGGUUAAAAUGGCGCAAGUCCUAAAUCAGAUGCAGCUAAACCAGGACAGAAUCAAUGGUGGCAAUGCACGUGUCACUAUUCAGGAGUUUCUCCAGCUCAACCCGCGCACUUUUGAUGUCACCGCAGAGCCAAUUGAUGCUGAUGAUUGGUUACGCGAGAUGAACAAGACUAUCAGUGUGGCACAUGUGGCUGAUGAGGACCGUGUUCCUUAUGUGACUUAUCUUCUUCGUGGAGUCUCAGCCGCAUGGUGGGACAAUCAUCUGCUGAUGAAAGCACCAGAUGCAGACAUUACCUGGGAUGAGUUUCAGCUACUCUUCAAGCGUCAUCACAUCCCUGACAGCAUCAUGGAGAGAAAGCGAGAAGAGUUCUGCAACCUUUCUCAAGGCAGCAACACUGUGCUGGCUUAUAGAGAUGCUUUCUUAAACCGGCUCGUUAUGCCUGGAGAUGAGGUAUCUACAGAUGCCAAAAAGCAAGCCAUGUUUCGCAAAGGCCUGAACCCAGAGAUCAAGUAUGCUAUACUCUUGGUCAAGUGCAAUACCUUCGAGGAGCUCGUUAACACAGCGCUCCAAGAAGAGUAUGGUCGUGCAAUGCUAGAAGAGUCUCGUAAGCGCUCUCGUGAAGCAGCUUCUUCCUCAGCAACUGCUAUGCCUCCUCGGAAACGUAGGAUUUGGGUUCCUUAUGCUGCUCCUGCACAACCCACCUACAUGCCUGAACCGAGUGGUUUUGUUUCCCACCCUCCCACCCCUGUUGUUGUUCCAAGGGGUUCUCAAGUUCAGCAAAGGCCUGGCAAUCAAGCUAAGCAAAGUCACAGUGUUGAUGCUCAGCAAACGCCUAGUUCUGAAGUUCUAGCAAGACCAAUGGGUCCUAAUUCUUCCUCAAGAGCAUGUUUCAAGUGCGGUGAUCCGGGACAUAUUUCAAUUCACUGUCCCCAAAACAAGCUUUCUCCAAAACAACCUUGCCCUCCAACAAAGGCGAUGGUUCGUGUUCCUGCUCCGUCAAAGGCUUUCAACUAUAACAAUAAGCCUGGUACGAGAAGUGUAUGGGUGAACAAUGUCACAGCUGUCCAAGCCAAAAGGGCACCUGACAUCGUGCUUGGUGUUCUUCCUGUGAACUCGAUCCCAGCAAAAGUUCUGUUUGAUACAGGAGCGGCACUUUCUUUCGUGUCUUCAAGUUUUGUUCAAAAGCAUGAGUUACCUAUGGUUCCACUGCCCAGUAACCUCAUGGUGAACUCCCCGGGAGCACAGAUGACAGUUUCCAAGAUAAGCCAUGGGAAUCAAAUUCUCAUCGGAAGCUGUAUGUUUCUUGCUUCACUCAUAGCUCUCGGCAAUUCAGACAUUGAUGUCAUUCUCGGCAUGGAUUGGUUGAAGGCCAACAAAGCUGUUAUUGAUUGUGCCAAGCAUUCAGUUUCCCUUCCUUCUUCGACAGGCCACAUAGUCUAUUCACCUUCUGAGACACCUUCCGUUCAGCUCUUCGCUUUGAAUCCUAGCUCUCUUCCGGAACUUGAGUCUAUACCGGUGGUUUGCGACUUUCCUGAUGUCUUUCCUGAAGAACUUCCGGGUAUGCCACCUGAUAGAGCUGUUGAGUUCGUCAUUGAACUAGAGCCUGGAACAGCUCCUAUCUCAAAGCGACCUUACAAGAUGGGUCCCAAUGGGUUGGCUGAACUCAAGAAGCAGCUUGACGAGUUGCAAAAACUUGGUUUCAUUCAGCCAAGCACUUCUCCAUGGGGAUGUCCUACCAUCUUCGUCAAGAAAAAGGAUAAAACUGAUCGGUUGGUGGUUGACUACCGUCCUCUCAAUGAGAAAACGAUCAAGAAUACAUAUCCUCUUCCUCGCAUCAAUGAACUCUUUGAUCAGCUUAUGGGUGCAAUCUGUGUUCUCUAA
Molecule: messenger RNA, 1926 nt
Organism: Lolium perenne
Lineage: Eukaryota; Viridiplantae; Streptophyta; Magnoliopsida; Poales; Poaceae
Source: RefSeq, a predicted model, not a curated record